AUGUACAAUAACUACCAGAUCACUGCCGUGAGGGGGGCUCGCCUCUCCUCUCUACCAGGUUCCAGUGGUGCUACAGCCCAACAGCCCAUCCCUAGAACUCUGGUGACCAAGUCGCAGCAGAUCUGCACUUUUUUUGCGCACCAGAAGGCAGCUAAACAGGUUGCCGUUGCUGCUGCCGCUGACAAAGUCUCAGUAGCACCAGCCACGCCUAGAAAGACAGAAAAAUCGGAGGCGGCAGUUGCACGAGUGGACGCCUCAACAGCAGUCGUAGUAGCAUCGGCGGCAAUUGAAGCAGCAGCAGCCGCGUCGAUUGCAAGGGUUCCGCUCGAUUUCCCUACAAGUCCAGCCAGCAUUAGAACCUGGAGGGAUUUAUUCUCUGCCGCGUCAGAGCCAGAUGACGAAGGGCAAUUCGUCUCCUCACAUCAUGCAGCAGCAGCCAUUGCCACCCCAGCACCAGGCACUGCAGCAUCCACAGCAACCCAGCCAGUCAUACGCGUACUAUCAUCAACAGCUGCAGCAUUACGAGAAAUUGCUGCGGCAGGUUCCCGAGCAGCACCAUACUCAGCAGCCAGAAUCAGAGCACCAGGCACUCAAAUUUCCACUGCAACAGCAAAGCAGCCUUCAGCAACCACAAGAGCAGGACCUGCUGCAGGCGCAGCCCUUUUGGCAACCGCAUCAAGUCAACCACAACACCGUCUACAACAGCAGUAUGUACAGCUCAUUCAACAAGAAAGAUUGCCGCGGCAGCAGGAGCAGGAGAGGGAGGCAGAAGAACUCGGGCUGUAUGGGGAACUGGAGCAGUACCUCGAGCACACCUUUGACGCUGAGCACUUUCCAGACACCCUGCCUCCUGUUUUCAAGCUCUGUAAGUCGGUGGUUGGGAUGCUGGACGAAUGUUCAGCCCGCGAAGCGGAAAUGAUUCUUGACAUGACGAGCUAA
Messenger RNA from Cyclospora cayetanensis, 939 nucleotides. Its product is annotated as Holliday junction resolvase MOC1, chloroplastic. The record is from RefSeq and is a predicted model, not a curated record. NCBI's taxonomy places the organism in Eukaryota, Apicomplexa, Conoidasida, Eucoccidiorida, Eimeriidae. The coding region runs from base 1 to 939 and encodes 312 amino acids. The transcript is spliced from 4 exons.